Molecule: messenger RNA, 965 nt
Organism: Dichomitus squalens LYAD-421 SS1
Lineage: Eukaryota; Fungi; Basidiomycota; Agaricomycetes; Polyporales; Polyporaceae
Exons: 2
Coding region: 85-930 (281 amino acids)
Source: RefSeq, a predicted model, not a curated record
UCUGUCAGAUCCUUGCGCCAGGAGGCAUCUUCGAAUCCCCAUAUCUUGGCUGCCUUGAGGCCUCCGUGGCAGCGCGCUAAUAUCAUGGGCAAUCAAUUGGUGCUGCUCUCAGCUGAAGAGUUUCGUGACAUUGUCCUCGCGAUCCCUGACGGUUCUCGGUUUUCCCAUAUUCCACGACACGAGCUGACUACAAACCCCUUCGGCGAGCUGCAAGGUGCGAGUGAGAUGACCAACCUCGAAGUCUGUAUGGCUUUAUUAGAGGCAAUCGACCAGCAUCGGCUCGCGCCGGGAUGUAUUGCUGCAUGCUGUUCCGCACGCCCUGACUUCUGUGUCAUCGACGGAGAUGGUGACACGCUCGAUGCUGCUCUAUUCGACCACGAUGUUGAAUUGUCAAGCAGCCGGGCUCCAUGGACCGCGCAAGAAGUCCCGAUCGUGUUCAGGCAGUGCGGUGUCGACGACGAGUUCUGUUGCGAUAGGAAUAGGCACAUGGAGGACGACGUGGAGAAGCGGAAGGAGAUGCUCAGCAAGUACUUGAGGUAUGCCGCAGUCCUCUUCGACGUCCAGCAGCGUUUCUUCCUCGUCAUGAUCGCCGUCACGGGCCGCACGUUUCGCGUACUUCGCUGGGAUCGCUCCAGGGUCGUGAUGUCCUCAGCCGUCGACUAUUUCACGAAUUGGCAGUUAUUCUGCGACAUCCUGUGGCAUAUCUCCCUCGCUCACCGCUACGUCCCUGAGAUGCUCGGAGCGGACCCUACUGCUGUUCGGCUGAGCUCACGAGAUGCUCGUUGGAGACGCAUGGCUGCUGCCGCCAACGGUCAUGGCAGUGAUUUCGACGAGCAUAUGCGGUUGCUCGGGGACGACGAGUCCAGUGAACCGUCCACACUCGACCACGCCCGCAAUGCUUUUAGAGAGACACUCACCAGUACACACUAGAUAAAUUUUUUGAUCCUUAUAGUUAUAGUAAAACG